AAAAGAAACUGCCCAAACCUGCCGCCCAGAAGCUUUUUUGGCCCGCAGACAACAUGGUGCAGUCAACUGGAGGCUUGAGCACGUUCAACAUCCAACAUGGCUUCGUGGAAGCGCUCGUCCGUGGGUACCGCAGUGGGUUCCUUGACGAUGUCGAUUACCACCAUCUCACCCAGUGCGAGACCCUCGAAGACAUCAAGCUCAACUUGCAAGAAACGGACUAUGACCAGUUCCUGCAAGACGUGAGCGCCGGGGUAACCCCCACCGUGAUUCAAGCCGCCACGACCAAGAAGUUUGCGGACGAGUUCGUGUUUUUGCGCUCGCAAGCGAUGGAACCGUUGGGGGAGUUCUUGGACUACAUCACAUAUGAAUACAUGAUUGAAAACUUGAUGCUGUUGCUGAAAGGCACGAUCAACGGCCGCGACGUGAACGAGUUGAUCGCGCAGUUGCAUCCGCUGGGCAAGUUCGAAGACUCGAUCAUGCGCAGCAUUUGCACGUUCGAGAACAGCUCCAAGGGGUAUUCGGACCUGUACGAGUGCGUGCUCAUCGACACCCCCAUCGGCAAGUACUUCCAGCAGUUUUUGGCGGAAAACGCGGCCGAGAAUCGCCUCGGCGAAGCGUCGCAAGUGCGCAACAUCCUCGAGGAAGUGCAGAUGGAGAUCAUCAAGAACUCGAUGCUGAAGCUGUGGCUUGAAGACUUUUACACGUUUUGCCAAGAACUCGGCAGCGAAACCGCCAUCAUCAUGGGCGUGAUUCUGCGCGCGCGCGCCGACCGCAUCGCGAUCAACAUCACGCUCAACUCGUUCGGCACGCCAUUGAACGAACCGAGUCUGCGCAUCUCGGACCGCAAGCAGCUGUACCCGUCCAUCGGGGAGCUUUACCCCGCCGGCACGGAAGCGCUGUCGGAAGUCGGCGACGAGGCGUCGUUGGGGCUCGUGCUGGAACCGCAUCAGAUUUACCGCAAGAUUUGGGAGAUCCACCAAAGCGAAGGUGUGGACAACAAGUCGAUCGACGAUGCGUUCUACGAGCGCGACGUGAUGAUGUGCGAGCUGGCAUUCCAAAGCCAAAUGCACUUUGGCUGCUUCUACGCGUUCGUGAAGCUCAAGGAGCAGGAAGUGCGCAACUUGGUCUGGAUAUCCGAGUGCAUUGUGCAGAACCAGCGCGACGCCAUCCACAACUUCAUCCCCAUCUUCAGCCAAAAUGCCCCUUGGCGCGGCUUGGCCAAGGGCCCAGGCCAACACUAACGACAGUCUCCAAGGCAAACCACUGGAAUCGGAUUACGACGCCAGACACUAACACUUGAUGCAAAUUUGAGAUGUGUUAUGGAGUACUACUUACUAUACGUACGUACGUAGUAGGAAACUACUAAGCUUACUAGUAUUAAUACCGUAGUGGUACUACAUUAGUUAGUCC
Aphanomyces astaci is the source of this 1410-nucleotide messenger RNA. RefSeq lists its product as hypothetical. Gene Ontology annotation, cellular component: vacuolar proton-transporting V-type ATPase complex; proton-transporting V-type ATPase, V0 domain. Gene Ontology annotation, molecular function: proton-transporting ATPase activity, rotational mechanism. NCBI's taxonomy places the organism in Eukaryota, Oomycota, Saprolegniomycetes, Saprolegniales, Verrucalvaceae. The transcript has 3 exons. The coding region runs from base 54 to 1241 and encodes 395 amino acids. Gene Ontology annotation, biological process: proton transmembrane transport; vacuolar acidification; vacuolar transport. The record is from RefSeq and is a predicted model, not a curated record.